Molecule: messenger RNA, 864 nt
Organism: Podarcis lilfordi (Lilford's wall lizard)
Lineage: Eukaryota; Metazoa; Chordata; Lepidosauria; Squamata; Lacertidae
Source: the annotation of a GenBank genome assembly
AUGGAAGCUCGCCAAAGCUUUGAAGCAUUGCAGGAACGUCCCACGUGUGGGGAAGCCAGCAGGAAAGUUGCUGGGGUCCAGCUGGAGCUCUGGAGCUGUGUCUUUGAAGCUGGAAGGAGCUCGCUGGGGAGAAGCGAUCUGCCGGAGCCGGGAGGCGGAGAAAGCUACUGCCGGGAGACGUGAGUAAGCUUAGCCCCGGGGAGGAGAUGGCAGACGAUCGUGAAUCAUUCUCAGUUCCCUUUGAGAAAUUAAAUGGACAAAAUUGGGCCGAAUGGAGCCGGAAGCUAAAGGCCUGGCUGGUAGCCAAGGGGUUGUGGGAGGCGACCCAGGGGCCCCUCUCCCACCACCUGCAGCAGGAGCAGCAGCAGCGGACAUAGCGGCUGCUCACGCGUCGCAGAGGAAAACCAGAAAGCCCUGGGAGCUAUAGUGCUCAGUUUGGAGGGUUCCCAACUUCCUCUGGUUGAAGGGCUUGAGACUGCUCAGGAGGCCUACCAAGCCCUUGAGAGGGUGCACCACAGAACCACGGCUGGUGCAAAGAUCCACACCACCAGACGCUUAUUUGAGAUGAAGCUGCGUCCCGGUGGGAACAUCAGACAGCAUGUUACUGAGAUGCUUUCUGUUUUCAAUGAGUUGCGCCUGUUACAGGUCAACUUUUCAGAAGAGCUGAAGGUUUAUAUUUUGCUCAGCUCUCUGGACAAAAGUUAUGACAAUUUGUGUCUGUCUAUGGAAUCGAUGAGUCCACAGGAUUUGACGCUAUCGUACGUGACAGGGCGUCUUUCGGACGAACAGGAGAGGCGUGUCCGAGAAGGCAGGUCUGGCGCAGGCAGCUCCACCGGUUGCCGAGGUGGGGGGCAAGCCAGAUGA